AUGGAGCCGGGCAGAGCUCGGAUGAACCGACGGACCUCUGGCCGAAAGGAAGAUCCCAGCGGGUCAGGCUCCAAGUACGCCCCGCUGCUGCUGCGUAGGCGAAACAGCCGGUGCAGCCUCUCUGGGAAACAACAGCCGCACCGCACGCUGCCAACCUUCCCGGCAGGCCACGGGCGGCGCGCCAACGCCCCCUCGCCGACGCCCCUUCUGCCCAGACGCCGUCUGGGCCCGGGACACCCGGGCACCCGACACCCACGACGGCCCGAAGACCCGGCCCAGCGCGCCACGCCCGGCGGCGGACCUGCCGUCCAUCGCCCGCGCGCGCCCCGGCCCCCGAGCCCCGAGCGCGCCUCGCGCCCGCCGCCCCCAAACCUCGCCGCCCCCUCGGCGGCCUCGGCUCAGCACCCGCGCCCGCCGCCCCCAAACCUCGCCGCCCCCUCGGCGUCCUCGGCUCAGCACCCGCGCCCGCCGCCCCCAAACCUCGCCGCCCCCUCGGCGGCCUCGGCUCAGCACCCGCGCCGCGCCCCCGCGGGGACGAGGCCCGCGAUGUGUCAUCCGUACCCCCCCACCCCCCCACUCCGUGUGAAUGGAACGAUCCGGGGAUCCGGGACGCACCCCAGGGGUUCAAAAACCGGCCGGGUGCCCGUCGGCUCACGCGGGGACCCCUCGCCGCUCACGCCGCCGAGAGCCGAGGAUGGGGGUGCGAAGCCAGCCCGGGCGGCAAAGCCUGGGCGGCUCAUCCCGACGUGUGACCGUCCACAAGCCGGACGCGGAGGUUCCGGCGGCGCGGUACCCGCUGUCAGUGGGAAAGCUCAGGGACAGGCUUCGGGCCCCGAGUUCGAGCCCCCGUAG
Perognathus longimembris pacificus (Pacific pocket mouse) is the source of this 852-nucleotide messenger RNA. Its product is annotated as basic proline-rich protein-like. The record is from RefSeq and is a predicted model, not a curated record. NCBI's taxonomy places the organism in Eukaryota, Metazoa, Chordata, Mammalia, Rodentia, Heteromyidae. The transcript has 2 exons. The coding region runs from base 1 to 852 and encodes 283 amino acids.